GCAUACCGGUAUCUUCGUGUCUCAAGCGCCUGCUGUGUCAGUCAUGGAACUUGCGGGGAUCACCAGCAGUACAUCGCCUUUGGUCGUUUCUGACUCGGGAGCUGGGAAGGGGAGAACAGCAGACUUGGCCGUGAACAAGAACUUAGAGGACUUCUGGGAAGGCGACUACGACGUAGGUCUCAGCUGCAGCUGCUGGGAUGAGUCCAAAGUAGGUGUAGGUGGCCAGUGGAUGGUUCUGGAUCUGGGCGCGCCCAUGCCUGUAUCCAUGAUCCGCAUCCAUCAAGGCGGUUGGGGGAAUGCGUUCGCCGUGUCGCAGGUGCAGUUGGAGUGCUCGAACACGCAGAACUUUGUGGACCCCGCGUUGCGUUUCGAGGUGUCUAAGGAAACCACGACCCUCGAAUGUAACUCCAGCAGUUGCGAGAUCACGGAGUGCCGGGGAAGUAGCUGCUCCUUCGCCUCCUACUGCGACGCUGCGGCGGGCCUGAGCUCGAAGGUCUUGAGCUCUGCCCAGGUCUCUCUGCUGGCCAUGGUGCUGGUACUCUUGACGUAG
Messenger RNA from Symbiodinium sp. CCMP2456, 550 nucleotides. NCBI's taxonomy places the organism in Eukaryota, Dinophyceae, Suessiales, Symbiodiniaceae. The record is from the annotation of a GenBank genome assembly.